Dioscorea cayenensis subsp. rotundata (Guinea yam) is the source of this 1176-nucleotide messenger RNA. Its product is annotated as polyadenylate-binding protein-interacting protein 9-like. The record is from RefSeq and is a predicted model, not a curated record. The transcript has 10 exons. NCBI's taxonomy places the organism in Eukaryota, Viridiplantae, Streptophyta, Magnoliopsida, Dioscoreales, Dioscoreaceae. The coding region runs from base 23 to 952 and encodes 309 amino acids. Gene Ontology annotation, molecular function: RNA binding.
UGAUUUUUAUAUACAAUUUUUGAUGGCUUCUGUGAAGAAGAGCUCUGGAAGUCAGUCCUCACCAGGGGCAGCGCUGGAGGUGGUGGAAGCUACCCAGAAGGAUGUGGGGGAGCUAACAAAGAGCUUCUUCAAGCUAAAUCCCUACGCCAAGGAGUUUGUGCCAGCCUCACAUGUUGAUGCACCAGAGUCUGUGGGCGCUUCUGAAAUUCCGUUGAAUCUUUGUGGUGAUUCCAACCGAUCUAACGCUAGUUUGAAUCAGAAUGAAGGAGAUAUUAGAAGCAUCAGUUCAUUUGGAGAUCAGCAAGAUAGCAGAAGGAGGGGCAGACAGCAUUUCGAGAGAUGGACAAGCAAUGACCAGAUUUCGCCAGCUGCAAUUGAAGAUUGCAUUCACCGGACCAUUUAUGUUUGGAAUAUUGAGCAACAUGUAACUGAGGAAGAACUUGCUGGGCUAUUUAGUUGUUGCGGACAAAUAAAUGAUUGCCGUAUUUCUGGAGAACCCAGCUCAGCUUGUCACUUUGCUUUUCUUGAAUUCGGUUCUGAGAUUUCCGCAAGAGCGGCACUUAGUCUUUGUGGGACUCCACUGCACAAUAUUCCCAUCUGCAUUGCACCCUCAAAAUCUAAUAUAUUUCCUAUUAACCCUUCGUAUCUUCCUCGGAGCACACAUGAGAAGGACAUAGCUAGAAGGACCGUUUAUUGCAAUAACAUUGAUAAGAUGGUCAAUGAAAAUGAGAUAAGACAUUUCUUCGAAUCAAACUGUGGCCCGAUUUCUCGGUUGAAGCUUCUUGGGGAUAGAUGUCACCAGACUCGUAUAGCCUUUAUUGAAUUUGUUCGGGAUGAUAGCGCUAUCGCUGCUCUGCGGUAUACUGGCUUCUAUCUUGGAGGUUUUCCAAUCAGGGUUAUUGCCUCCAAAACACCUGUGAGAAUGAACACCAGCUUAUCAUGGCACCGCUGAUUCAUGAAAAGUUCUCCAUUCAUGAUGCCAAGCUUGUGUGUAGUUUCAGAAUUCAAGCCAUGUUUUUACCCUGAAAACUUUGAUUGUUUUUAGUUCAAUGCUAUCAGAUUGAGAAUAUUUGAAGAGUUGCCUUUAAUCAUUCUUGUUAUUAAAUCUAUGAAAUUCUUGACAGUAAAACAGUGGCUAUUAUUACUGAAUCUGCAAUAUAUUUCUGAAAUUGUUUU